This is a messenger RNA of Hibiscus syriacus, 1072 nucleotides long. RefSeq names its product protein POLAR LOCALIZATION DURING ASYMMETRIC DIVISION AND REDISTRIBUTION-like. Bases 1 to 1023 code for a protein of 340 amino acids. The record is from RefSeq and is a predicted model, not a curated record. The transcript has 3 exons. NCBI's taxonomy places the organism in Eukaryota, Viridiplantae, Streptophyta, Magnoliopsida, Malvales, Malvaceae. Gene Ontology annotation, biological process: asymmetric cell division.
AUGCCGAUGAGAAUAGUUUUGAAGUUCAAGCCCCUACUUCUAUCUCCCUUCUCUAAAUCCAAAUCUCCACCUCCUUUGCGCAUCGCCGACGUACUUUUACUCCAAGACCAUGAAGAAGAUCGCCUCCUCCACGCUGAUGGUUGCACAGGAUCAUCCAACUGCUCCAAGCCCCGCCGUAUCGCUGCUCGCUUGUUCUUUUGCUUUGCCCGCGGGAAGCUGAAGAAUAAGAUUCACGGUGACCAAAAGAAAGGAGACGAUGAUGUUGCGUCGCCUGGUCAUGUAACCCUCGGUCCUGUUUUAUCACCGGUUUUCAAAGCAGAAAUAUGUGGGUGUGAAUCUAAAUUUAAUGUGGGAAUAGGGUGCUGUUUGCUCCAUCUGAUUGCUGAAAGUAAGAACGAACUCCAAAAGCUGACGGGAUUGAGGAUCCAAAUGGAGAGUGUUCUUCAAACUGUCAAAGAGGGGGUGCUGAAUAAAGAUUUAUUGGCUAUGGAAUCAAAUGAAGGGGAUGGGGUCAAGGAAAGUUUGGGCUUUAACAGUAAUCUUAUAUCAAACAAAGCAUUGCUUGACCAGUCUUUGAAACGUGAGGAUGCGCCAAAAGGAGAUUUAGAGGGAAUGGACAGACUCGAAGCAGAGCUUGAAGUCGAGUUGGAACGUUUACAACUCCUUUUGGAUUCUGGAAAAUUCCCCACCAACCCACCCGAAGAGACCAUCGAGGAAUGUAAAAGCUGCAGUCUAAGCCAUGGGGAAGCAAUGGAUGAUGUUGAGGAAGAAGACCGUCGUGAUUCGCAUUGUGGGGUUCCUCCGUAUGAACUGCAGAGGAAGUUGCAUGAAUUGCUGGAAACAAGACAGGAACAACAGAUAAAAGAGCUAGAAGAUGCUUUGGAAAGGGCAAAGAAAGAGCUUCGUGAAAAGGAAAGAGAGAUUUCUUGGUGGAAAGACACUGCACAUCUCAUGUUAGAGCAUGCUAAACAACCUUCACUACUUAAUUCCCAGUACGUUCGACAUGUUCAACACCUGAGGUGAGAGAAAUGAUAUGGGAGUACCUUCGAGAUAAUUAUGCUUCCCCGUAAUG